This is a messenger RNA of Athalia rosae (coleseed sawfly), 2386 nucleotides long. It is a transcript of the gene crn, whose product is annotated as protein crooked neck. The record is from RefSeq and is a predicted model, not a curated record. NCBI's taxonomy places the organism in Eukaryota, Metazoa, Arthropoda, Insecta, Hymenoptera, Athaliidae. Gene Ontology annotation, cellular component: Prp19 complex; U2-type catalytic step 2 spliceosome; post-mRNA release spliceosomal complex. The transcript is spliced from 13 exons. Gene Ontology annotation, molecular function: protein binding. The coding region runs from base 122 to 2185 and encodes 687 amino acids. Gene Ontology annotation, biological process: spliceosomal complex assembly; mRNA splicing, via spliceosome.
UGUUGCAUUAGUGUUGCACAGCAACUGCACCGCGUACGGAUUCAAGCGCGUCAGUAAUUAAAAUAACGAUAAUUGCAUCCUAUAAUUAUUAGAUACACAUCGUCAAAGUACAUUAUUAGUAAUGGAGAAGCCACAGAAGAUGCCGAAAGUGGCGAAGGUGAAAAAUAAAGCACCAGCUGAAAUUCAAAUCACCGCUGAGCAGCUCCUUCGAGAAGCAAAGGAAAGAGAUUUGGAAAUUUUACCACCGCCGCCCAAACAAAAAAUCUCCGAUCCACAUGAAUUGGCUGAUUAUCAACACCGCAAACGAAAAGCAUUUGAAGACAACAUAAGAAAGAAUCGUAUGGUUAUUUCGAACUGGAUAAAAUACGCACAAUGGGAAGAAAGUCAGAAGCAAAUACAGAGAGCAAGAUCAAUAUACGAGCGUGCGUUAGAUGUAGAUCAUCGAAAUAUAACUCUAUGGUUAAAAUACACGGAAAUGGAAAUGCGAAAUCGCCAGGUCAACCAUGCGAGAAACUUGUGGGACCGUGCUGUGACCAUUCUACCGCGAGCCAAUCAAUUCUGGUACAAAUAUACUUACAUGGAAGAAAUGCUGGAAAAUAUUGCUGGUGCACGUCAAGUGUUCGAAAGAUGGAUGGAAUGGGAACCUGAUGAGCAGGCAUGGCAAACGUAUAUAAAAUUUGAGUUACGCUAUAAAGAAAUAGACAGAGCGCGUUACAUUUAUGAACGUUUUGUCAUGGUCCAUCCUGAUGUUAAGCAUUGGAUAAAAUAUGCAAGAUUUGAAGAGUCUCAUGGCUUUUUGAAUGGCGCUCGCAAAGUAUUUGAGCGUGCUGUUACUUUCUACGGAGAUGAAAGUUUGGAUGAAAAACUAUUCGUUGCUUUUGCCAAAUUUGAGGAAGGCCAGAGAGAGCAUGAUCGGGCGAGAGUCAUAUAUAAAUAUGCUUUGGACCAUAUUCCCAAAGAUCGAACACAAGAAGUUUAUAAGGCUUACACAAUACACGAAAAGAAAUACGGAGAUCGAUCAGGCAUAGAAGAUGUUAUUGUCAGCAAGAGAAAGCAUCAGUAUGAACAGGAAGUCAAAGAAAAUCCAUCGAACUAUGAUGCCUGGUUUGAUUAUCUGAGAUUAGUUGAAUCUGAAACUGAUUUUGAUAUCGUGAGAGAAACUUAUGAACGAGCAAUAGCCAACGUACCACCUACAAAGGAGAAGCAGUACUGGCGGAGAUAUAUUUAUCUCUGGAUUAAUUAUGCACUCUUUGAGGAACUUGAAACUGAAGAUACUGAAAGAUGUCGUCAAGUUUACCGAGCAUGCCUCGAGUUAAUCCCACACAAACAGUUCACAUUCUCAAAAAUAUGGCUACUUUAUGCUCACUUUGAAAUUAGACAGAAGAAUCUACAAGUUGCGAGGAAAAUGCUGGGUAUGGCAUUAGGAAUUUGUCCAAGAGACAAGCUCUUCAGGGGCUACAUUGAUUUGGAAAUACAACUCCGUGAAUUUGAUAGAUGUAGAAUAUUGUAUGAAAAAUUCCUCGAAUUCGGACCAGAAAAUUGCACAACAUGGAUGAAGUUUGCAGAGCUCGAGACUCUUUUGGGUGACAUUGAUCGAGCAAGAGCUAUUUAUGAAUUAGCAGUUACUCAGUCAAGAUUGGAUAUGCCAGAGCUACUCUGGAAAUCAUACAUUGAUUUUGAAAUAUCCCAAGAAGAGACUGAAAAUGCGAGACAACUGUUUGAAAGGCUUUUGGAACGAACAAUGCACGUUAAAGUAUGGAUCGCGUUCGCUAAGUUUGAAUUAGGAAAUUAUACUACAGAGGAUGGUCCAGACAAUAUAGUACUGGCCCGACGUGUUUUCGAGCGUGGUAAUGAUGCACUGCGAACAAAUGGGGACAAGGAAAGCCGUGCGUUUCUCUUGGAAGCAUGGCGAGACUUCGAAACUGAAAAAGGUGAUGAAGAUAGUCAGGCCAAAAUUAUGGACAAAAUGCCCAGAAGAAUUAAGAGACGCAGACGCAUCGUUGGAGAUGACGGGGCGGAAGAGGGCUGGGAAGAAGUAUUUGAUUUUGUAUUCCCCGAAGAUGAGUCACAGAGACCAAAUCUCAAACUAUUGGCAUCUGCAAAGGCUUGGAAGAAACAGAAAGAAGCAACACUGGAUACGGCGUUGAAUGUCAGCUCAGUAUUAUCGGAGACCAGUCCAAGUUAACCCAUUGAUUCUAAGCUCAAUCCUUUUUUAUUUAUUGUAAAAUAUUUGGCCAAUUGUGAAAAAAUUUGUAACGACACGAAUUAUAAGCACAACGUUUUUAACGGAACAGUAUCUUAUUGACAAACUCAAAAUUGCUAAUGCAAUGUUGUACAGAUGUUGACCCAGGUGAAACGAUUACAAAAUAAAGAAGCUUACGAUCUA